Ramularia collo-cygni is the source of this 2580-nucleotide messenger RNA. Its product is annotated as probable DNA topoisomerase I. Gene Ontology annotation, cellular component: nucleolus; chromosome. Bases 1 to 2580 code for a protein of 859 amino acids. Gene Ontology annotation, molecular function: DNA binding; DNA topoisomerase type I (single strand cut, ATP-independent) activity. Gene Ontology annotation, biological process: DNA topological change; DNA replication; chromosome segregation. The transcript has 2 exons. The record is from RefSeq and is a predicted model, not a curated record. NCBI's taxonomy places the organism in Eukaryota, Fungi, Ascomycota, Dothideomycetes, Mycosphaerellales, Mycosphaerellaceae.
AUGUCAGAUUCUGAGGAUGAUCGGCCGCUCGUGGCCAAGUCCAAGGCACUGGUCACGGAAGCCGACAUGGCUACUCCUUCUUCUGACGCGGCUGUCAUGCCAGGAAUCAGUUUAACGAAUGGUGCAAGCGAGAAAAUGGACGUUGAUGCACCUGCGACAAAUGGCACCAAGCGCAAUCGCACGAAUGGACAGAAGACCUCAUACAAAGAUGCCUCGAAUUCCGACUCCGACGACGACGUUCCUCUCGUGAAGAAGAGGAAAACAAAGAAGGCUUCUGACGAUUCCGACGACCAGCCUCUGAUCGCAAAAUCAGAGGCCGAGAGCUUGGUGAAGAAGAAGGCGGCGAUUGAGAAGCUGGCUGCCAAAGAAGCCAAGCAGAUUCGCAAGGGCGAGGCCGGCGGUGGGAAGGCGAAGGCCAAGAAGGUGGAGAGUGACGACGAGGACGAUGUUCCGCUCGCGAAAACCAAGAAGAAGCCUGCGAAGAAGGCAAAGGCCGAUUCUGAUUCCGAUGACAAGCCACUCGCCAAGAAGAAAGCUGCCGCGAAGUCAGCGAGUAGGCCAGCCGCCAAAGCAGCCAAGGCCAAGAAGGAAGAGUUGCCAGAGGAGGAUGUUGAAGAAGGCGAGGAAGGCGAGGAAGAGUAUCGGUGGUGGGAGAACAUGGGCGACGGACAGAAUACAACGAAGUGGGAAACGCUGGAGCAUAGUGGUGUCAUCUUUCCCCCGGAGUAUGAGCCACUUCCAAAGAACGUACAGCUUCUAUACGAUGGCAAGGGCGUCAGCAUGCACCCAGAAGCCGAGGAAWUUGCUUACGCAUUCGGAGCCAUGCUACACUCUACCCUCAAUGUGGAGAACCCGACCUUCCAGAAGAACUUCUUCAACGAUUUCAAGCAGAUGCUCGACAAAACUGGCGGAGCCAAGGACAAGGACGGCAAGCGAGUCAACAUCACUUCAUUCGACAAGCUUGAUUUCAAGCCCAUCUUCAACCACGUCGAUGCUGAACGCCAAGCCAAGAAAGCCCUCUCCACCGCUGAGAAGAAGGCUGCAAAGGCGGCCAAGGAUGAGCUGGAAGCUCCAUAUCAGUACUGCUUGUGGGAUGGCCGUAAGCAGAAGGUGGGAAACUUUCGCGUCGAACCCCCUGGCCUGUUCCGAGGUCGUGGUGAGCAUCCGAAGACUGGAAAGUGGAAGAAGCGCGUGCUUCCAGAGCAGAUCACUAUCAACAUCGGCAAGGAGGCCAUGGUUCCUACACCGCCGGAAGGCCACAAGUGGAAGGAGGUCAAGCACGACAAAGAUGGAACUUGGCUUGCCAUGUGGCAGGAGAACAUCAACGGCGCAUACAAGUAUGUGAUGUUGGCUGCCAACUCCAACAUCAAGGGACAGAGCGAUUUCAAGAAGUUCGAAAAGGCCCGCGAGUUGAAGAAGCACAUUGACACGAUCCGCAAGGACUAUGAGAAGGAGCUGAAGUCAGAGGUCAUGGCCGAGAGACAGCGCGCUACUGCAGUCUACCUCAUCGACAAAUUCGCCCUCCGUGCAGGUAACGACAAGAGCGACGACGAGGCCGACACGGUUGGUUGCUGCUCUCUCAAGUUCGAGAACGUCACCCUUGCUCCACCAAACAAGGUCACCUUUGACUUCCUCGGAAAAGACUCCAUCCGCUUCCACGACACGGUAGAGGUCGAUACGCAGGUCUUCAAGAAUCUGAAGAUCUUCAAGCGAUCACCCAAGAAGGAGGGAGAUGAGAUUUUCGACCGUCUUACCACCGCCGGUCUCAACAAGCAUUUGUCAAACUACAUGCCUGGAUUGACAGCCAAGGUCUUCCGUACCUACAACGCCUCUUUCACCAUGUCCGCUCUCCUUCGCGACAUGAAGGCAGAGGGCAACAUUGCCGACAAAGUCAAGCGAUAUAACGAUGCCAACCGCGAAGUAGCUAUCCUCUGUAACCACAAGCGCACCGUCGCUGCCACCCACGAGCAGACUAUGGAGAAGCUGGAGGAGAAGAUUAACGGUCUACGCUACCAGCAGUAUCGCAUCAAGCACAUGAUGCUUGCACUCGACCCCAAGCUGAAGAAGAAGCGAGGCGAAGACUUCUUCCAAUUGCCCGAGGGCCUCGACAAGGAAUGGCAGGUACAGCACCACGACUUCCUGGUGGAUGAGCUUCGUACCAAGAUCCAGAAGAAGUUUGAUAAGGAAAACGAAAAGCUGGAGGCCGAUGGUGAGAAGCAGAUGAAGGCCAAGGAGCUUGAGGAACGCAUGGCCGUCGUUCAUGAGCUGGAGACGAAGCUCAAGGCUGAGUUGAAGAAGGGCAAGGUGGAGCCAGAGGGCAAGUCACCAUCCGUUGACAAGUACGAGAAGGACAUCGACAAGCUCGAUGCCCGUAUCGCCACCAUGCGGACACAGGCCGAGGAUCGUGACAAUAACAAAGAGGUCGCCCUUGGUACCUCCAAGAUCAACUACAUCGAUCCUCGUCUGACGGUCGUUUUCAGCAAGAAGUUCGAUGUCCCCAUCGAGCGCUUCUUCAGUAAGACUUUGCGUGAGAAGUUCGACUGGGCAAUCAAGUCGGUCGAUGAGGACUGGGAAUUCUAG